AUGGCGUCCAUCUUACUGAGGAGCUGCCGCAGCCGGGGGCCCGCCCGCUUCCCGGCGCCCCACGCCGCCGCCCGCGGGGGAAGUCCGGGGGACCGAGCGUGCCUCAGUUGUGCCAACACCAUGGGGCUGAUAAGCCGCCUGCGUGUCCCGCUGGGUGGCUGUGCUCCUGUCCACUCCGUGCAGCUCUCCUUCGGAGGCGACCCCCUGGGCUGCUGGACUCGGAGGCCCCGGCACGUGUGUGCCCCGGCCUCCGCGGGCCUGCUGGUGGCCCCGCCGUGGCUCCUGCCCUCACGCUGCUGGCACUCCUCGCCCAGGCUGCGUGACGAUUCGGUGGUGGAGAAGUCGCUCAAGUCCCUCAAGGACAAGAACAAGAAGCUGGAGGAGGGCGGGCCGGUGUACAGCCCCCCCGCGGAGGUGGCAGUGAAGAAGUCCCUGGGGCAGCGGGUGCUGGACGAGCUGAAGCACUACUACCACGGCUUCCGCCUGCUCUGGAUCGACACCAAGAUCGCCGCUCGCAUGCUCUGGCGCAUCCUCAACGGGCACACGCUGACCCGCCGCGAGCGCAGGCAGUUCCUCCGGAUCUGCGCGGACCUCUUCCGCCUGGUGCCCUUCCUGGUGUUCAUCGUGGUGCCGUUCAUGGAGUUCCUGCUGCCGGUCGUGGUGAAGCUCUUCCCCAACAUGCUGCCGUCCACGUUCGAGACCCAGUCCAUCAAGGAGGAGCGGCUGAAGAAGGAGCUGCGGGUCAAGCUGGAGCUGGCCAAGUUCCUGCAGGACACCAUCGAGGAGAUGGCCCUGAAGAACAAGGCGGCCACGGGCAGCGCCACCAAAGACUUCUCCCUGUUCUUCCAGAAGAUCCGAGAGACCGGAGAGAGGCCCAGCAACGAGGAAAUCAUCCGCUUUUCCAAGCUGUUCGAGGACGAGCUGACCCUGGAUAACCUCACGCGGCCGCAGCUGGUGGCGCUGUGCAAGCUGCUGGAGCUGCAGUCCAUGGGCACCAACAACUUCCUGCGCUUCCAGCUCACCAUGCGGCUGCGCUCCAUCAAGGCGGACGACAAGCUGAUCUCAGAGGAGGGUGUGGACAGCCUCAAUGUCAAAGAGCUGCAGGCGGCGUGCCGGGCGCGAGGCAUGCGGGCCCUGGGGGUGACGGAGGACCGCCUGCGGAACCAGCUGAAGCAGUGGCUGGAGCUGCACCUGCAGCAGGAGAUCCCCACAUCGCUGCUCAUCCUGUCCCGAGCCAUGUACCUCCCCGACACCCUGUCGCCUGCCGACCAGCUCAAGUCCACGCUGCAGACCCUGCCCGAGAUCGUGGCCAAGGAAGCGCAGGUGAAGGCGGCGGAGGUGGAGGGGGAGCAGGUGGACAACAAGGCGAAGCUGGAGGCCACGCUGCAGGAGGAGGCCGCCAUCCGGCAGGAGCACCGGGAGGAGCGGCAGAGGCGCUCGGAGGAGGCCGCGAAGGAAGUGGCGCCUGAAGCCGUGGAAACUGCCCCCAGGGAGCCCGUGGCUGAGCCGCAGCCGGAAGUGGUGGAGGUGACCCUGCCGUCUGAGGCCCUGACGGACACGGCCCCCGUCCUGACGGGCGUGAAGGAGGAGGAGAUAACCAAGGAGGAGAUCGACAUCCUCAGCGACGCCUGCUCCAAGCUGAAGGAGCAGAAGACUUCCCUGACGAAGGAGAAGGAGGAGCUGGAGAUGCUCAAGGAGGACGUGCAGGACUACAGCGAGGACUUGCAGGAGAUUAAGAAGGAGCUUUCCAAGACGGGCAAGCAGAUGGAGGUGGAGGAAUCCAAGGCCAGCAAGAGGCUGACCAAGCGCGUGCAGCAGAUGAUCGGGCAGAUCGACGGCCUGCUCACCCAGCUGGAGGCCGACCAGCAGGCUGGCAAGCUGGGCCCCACCGCCCCGGGCCUGCCCGCGGGGGACACUGUCAUCAGCGUCACCGAGCUCAUCAACGCCAUGAAGCAGAUCAAGCACAUUCCAGAACACAAGCUCAUCAGCCUGGUCUCCGCCCUGGACGACAACAAAGACGGCAAGGUCAACAUCAACGACCUGGUCAAGGUGAUUGAGCUGGUGGACAAGGCGGACAUCCACAUCUCCACCAGCCAGGUGGCCGAGAUUGUGGCCACGCUGGGCAAGGAGGAGAAGGUGGAGGAGAAGGAGAAGGCCAAGGAGAAGGCCGAGAAGAAGGCCGAGAAGGAGGCCGCCGAGGUGAAGGGCUAG
Pipistrellus nathusii (Nathusius's pipistrelle) is the source of this 2211-nucleotide messenger RNA. The record is from the annotation of a GenBank genome assembly. NCBI's taxonomy places the organism in Eukaryota, Metazoa, Chordata, Mammalia, Chiroptera, Vespertilionidae.